Xyrichtys novacula (pearly razorfish) is the source of this 351-nucleotide messenger RNA. NCBI's taxonomy places the organism in Eukaryota, Metazoa, Chordata, Actinopteri, Labriformes, Labridae. The record is from the annotation of a GenBank genome assembly.
AUGGAGAACAAGUGCUGUAACUGUGGUGGCCAGCACAGAGUGACGAAUGGGGGCUGUGAGAGCAGGAAAAGAGCAGUUGAAAUUCAACAGGUGAAGACUGCAAACAAUAUAAGCUGUGCUGAAGCAGUAAGGAAAGUUCAAAAACAAAAGAAAAGGUAUAAAACAGACAGAGACAAUGAGAGGACAAGAAUAGAACAAGAACAGAGAGAACAUGAUAAAUUAAAAAUGGUAGUGGAUAUUGAAAGAUUGAUUGUGUUCAUUGCAUAUGUAAUCAACUGUACAGACCAGGCCAGAAACAAGACAGAGAAAAUUAGAACAAUAGUCAAGGGUGAUUUUUCUAGAAUUUUCUAG